AUGAUAUCGAGGAGAGCGAAAAUACUUUAUGACGAGUCUUUGAAUCCAUUCGCUGAACCGCGCACAUCUGUCGCGUUCUCAGAGCAGCUCAGAGACAAAUUGAAACAAAUGGGAUUCGGUGGCGACACGGAAAAACCAGUUGGAAUUGAGUUUGAUGAUAUCGUCGCUGCCUCAUUUCGAAUCCGAAAAGGGGUCGGAAAGACGCCUUGCGAGAAAUGCAGUAUUCCAGAACUUAGUACCAUGGAAGUGUUUUUUAAAAAGGAAAACCUGCAUCCGUCAGGGAGCUUUAAGGAAAGAGGAGCAAUCAAUUCCUUGUUACUAUUAUCUGAGGAUCAAAAAGACCGAGGAGUCAUAACGGCCACUCCUGGAAAUCACGGAAUAGCACUUGCGUUUCACGGGCAAGCCUUAGGGAUUCCCGUCCACGUGGUUUUACCUGAACAGUCACCUUUGAUCAAACAAACGAUGUGCAAGAAAUUUGGCGCCAGCAUAAUCAUAAAGGGAAGCAACCAAGCGGAAGCAAAAGAGUUUGCUACCAGCAUGGCAACGGAAAAGCGUCUAGCUUAUAUCGAAGGGCACGAUCAUCCUCACGUUAUCAGUGGGCAGGGCACCAUUGGAUUAGAAAUCAUUGAUCAAGUGUGCAAUGUGGAUGCAGUUGUCCUCCCCGUAGGGGGAGGAGGAUUGCUGGCUGGUGUUGCUCUCGCUGUCAAGACAGUGUACCCAGAUGUUCAGAUAAUAGGUGUUGAAUCAAAGAGGUGUCCAAGUUUUCAGACGGCAAUUGAUGCUGGUCAUCCUGUCACGCUAAAUAUCGAUCACCCUUCAGCUUUGACAGACGCGCUGAACCUUCCUAAAGUGGGGAAAAACGCUUUUCAUAUCGCAACAGGACUUGUAGACAAACUUGUAGCUGUCAGUGACGAUCAUAUUAGUUUAGCCGUACUGAAGCUCAUAGAAAAUGAACGUGCCGUCACUGAGGGAUCUGGGGCAGCUGGUGUUGCAGCCUUGCUGGGUGGGUAUCUACCAGAACUUCAUGGCAAACGGUAA
Molecule: messenger RNA, 1038 nt
Organism: Pocillopora damicornis (cauliflower coral)
Lineage: Eukaryota; Metazoa; Cnidaria; Anthozoa; Scleractinia; Pocilloporidae
Biological process (GO): L-serine catabolic process; L-threonine catabolic process
Molecular function (GO): L-serine ammonia-lyase activity; threonine deaminase activity
Source: RefSeq, a predicted model, not a curated record